AGUAUUCAUGGCAAUGAAAUCUGAAGGGUCCCUCCAUCCAGCCUGGUCCUGCAGUCAUGACAGUUGAUGUCGUUGUCGUACUCGAACGUGUCCUACCUACUACUAAGUGAGUGAGUGAGUGAGUGAGUGAUUAACUAACUGACUGACUGAGUGCUUCACUAGUGUCCAGUCGUUGCAUAUUUCGACCGCAUACAGAAGAUUAAAGCCAGGAAAGUUUUCAAUAACUUUGACUCGUUGUCAACACAUUUCAAAUUCCUUGUGCUUCACUGAUGUCUGUUGUUCCCGGAUUGAAACACAACCGCCAUCGCUACCACCACCAUUACCACCUUCAGUGACGGGAAAAACGGCACUGUGCAAUAGCGACGAAGGCAAAAUGAACAUCGCUGACCAAGAGGACGAAAGUUUGAAGGCCGUCUUUGAGAUAUGUGAGCCAAGACCCUUGGAUCGGAAGAUCUCUUUGAAACGACUUCAGAGCCUCUUUGAGGAGCAUGCUCAUAUGCCUUCAUCAGAAUUCAUGGAUGAUGAUGGGAGUAAUCAAUGGAUUUCAUUUGAUGAAUUCCGUGACGGCAUCACCAACUUUGUUGACAAAAUAUCCUCUCAAGUCCAAGAAGAACAAAAUUGGGAGAGUCGCGGAGAGGUCAUCCAAAAAUCAGGCGAAGAGGACCAUUUUUCGAGCUUAGAGACCAGCAAUCGUCUUCCAAGCAACAAACACCAUUUGACAAACCAAGAUUUGUUACUCAUCCCAGAUCUCGUCGGUGACAUAUCCAAUUUGGAAGGGAAUUCAAAUUAUCAGCCCUCAACUAUCAAACCGAGCUCACUGCAAAAUAUUCCCUUACUUACACAAGGAUCGUCGUUAGGGAGAUCAACUGAACCCUUAAAAGAGGCCAGUCCAGAAGCACAGCUCAGAGAUUUUUUCGGGUCACCCAUUACCAAUUCGUCCAUAACCAACUCCAUGACCGACAUGUCAGAGGCCUUGGAGCAUUCCUCAUCGUCCCAAUCCACGGUCAUGAACAGUCCAGAGCGAAUGGCCACUUUCAGUCCUCAAAGCGAGCAUGGCAGUCAGUCGCCCGUGAUGAGUCUCACGGAUUCUGCCCUGGGCGGUUCCACCAGUCCAGAUGUCCAAAUCAAAUCCAAUUGCAGCUCUCUAUCGGAUCGGGACGAGGAGAACUUCGAAAGCUACGGCGAGAACGACAAUGUCGAGUUCGAUGACAGUGAGCUCGUGGAUUUUGACGAGAUUGACUCAAGUCGAGUGGAGAAAAGUUCGCCCGUUUUCAAACGCAAUAUCGGUAGGCGACACUCAUGGAUGCGAACCAGCCUCAGAAGGACACCCAGCGCCAGUACCACAGAACAUUUGGUGCCUCCAAAACGAUGGGGAUCUUUUCGGCAUCCCAAAAGGGUUGGAUCCAACGCCCUAGCCAGCGCUCUCUACCAUAACGGCUCAACUAGCUUCAAUUCGUCCGGACGAAGCUCUAACUGUGAUGAAGGCGAUAUUCAAUCUGACAUCUCACUGGAGGACGAUGUGAACGAUCUAAAUCAAAAGGUCCAAAUGCUUCAAGAGCAAGUAGGACACCUAGCGGAAAGCCAGGCCACGACGGAUGACAAAUACUCUAAAGUUAAACAAGACAAUACCUCACUAAUAGCCAGAAUUCACAUGCUGGAGGAAAACAUCCGCGAGUUGGAGCUUCGCUCCGACGAGCGACUCGACGAGGAACAAAAGCGGAACAAAGAGCUUCUGGCUCGAUUGGAGAGGGAAAAGCACCUCGAGAUUGAAAACCACACCCUCAGACUACAAACACUAGAGAAGGAAAAUGGUAAACUCCAUCAAGAGACCGCCAACCUGAGGUCAACAUUGGAAAAGAUCAAAUUGGAGAAGCGCACCACCGAGGACUACCUCCUGGACGCUCAGAAUAGCCUGACUCAGCUUCAAGAUGAACAUAAUGGUGUCCUCGAAGCCCGGAAGAGGGAUCAAGACGCUUUCGAAGUAGAACGGGGCCAGAGCAAGCACUUGAUAAACGAACUGACCAAAGAGGUUGAAAUUCUUAGCACCAGAACCAGUCAUCAUGUGGGCGUGGUGAACGGAAAAGGCGGUCAGAUCAUCGAGGAUGACCCCCUGGAGGUGAUGCCCUCUCGGAUCAAAGAAUUGGAGAGCGAAAUUCGCAACCUGAGGGAAGACAGACGCCACCUGGAGGAGAAAAACGAGGAACUAAUGGGACAGAUACUGAACAAAGGCUUAGAAGAAGGGAAAUCCAUUUUAAUCUCAACGGAUGCAUCGAAGCCUUCCAUUGAUCACGAGAUCCAAGAAAUGUCAGAUAAUCAGGAUCUUUCGUCUACAAAACUCGAACUAGCUCAGAUUCGAACUGCUCUCAAAGAGCAAAAGGACGUGAAUUUCCAAUUGCGAAAUUACAUCGACGGUAUCCUCAUGAACAUCAUCGAGAAGUAUCCCGAGUUGCUGGAAGUGCGAAAAUAACCUGGAUUAAUUCCAAGUCCCUUGACGAUCACAACAGAUUUUUGCCAUAUGAAGCCAACAUGAGGGCGAGCUGACUGACUCGAUGCUAACAACCAUCCCACCAACUUAAUAACAAUAAUGAAGACGUACUACAACUAUGAAUGUCAUUCACCUGUGAUAAUCACCCCAAUUGAAUUCUCCCCUCCCCCCUCUUUACCUUCUUGUCUGUCAUUUUUCGAGCACUCCCAUUUCCCAUUCCCUGGAUUGGAUUAAACCCAACCUACCAAUGUUCAUUUUCCAGAAUCCUUAUUUACACUGUAGCUCCCGUUUGAUGCAGUAUGGUGAUGUAACGCCAUAGAUGUCGAGGGGAAGGGGAAAUCAUCUAAAUAUUGUGAAAUCGUCGACAGACAAGAAAAGUUACUAUUGAACGAUUAAUUAAUAAACCAUUCAUUCUGACAGAUGAACUCAG
Tigriopus californicus is the source of this 2915-nucleotide messenger RNA. RefSeq names its product rab11 family-interacting protein 4B-like (gene nuf). Bases 374 to 2467 code for a protein of 697 amino acids. The transcript has 15 exons. NCBI's taxonomy places the organism in Eukaryota, Metazoa, Arthropoda, Copepoda, Harpacticoida, Harpacticidae. Gene Ontology annotation, cellular component: midbody; cleavage furrow; recycling endosome membrane. The record is from RefSeq and is a predicted model, not a curated record. Gene Ontology annotation, biological process: endocytic recycling; regulation of cytokinesis.